Candoia aspera is the source of this 2863-nucleotide messenger RNA. RefSeq names its product ankyrin repeat and SOCS box containing 5 (gene ASB5). Gene Ontology annotation, biological process: positive regulation of protein catabolic process; intracellular signal transduction; protein ubiquitination. The record is from RefSeq and is a predicted model, not a curated record. Lineage: Eukaryota; Metazoa; Chordata; Lepidosauria; Squamata; Candoiidae. Bases 177 to 1166 code for a protein of 329 amino acids. The transcript has 7 exons. Gene Ontology annotation, molecular function: protein binding.
CAAUGCUAUUUACAGUAUAAAUAAUCCUCAUAUUUUGAGCUGCAAGCAUCAUGACCAGCUGAUAUUUUCUUUCCUCAGGACCAGCUGUUCCCUAGGAGUGUCUGGCUGGAGCCAUAUGAUCUUAGCAACAUAUUUCAGAGCAGUUUCUAAACACUGACAAAGACUCUUGUGCAGCAAUGACUGUUGUAGAGGAAAAUAGGCCUUUUGCCCAACAAUUAUCCAAUGUCUACUUUACCAUACUUUCACUUUUCUGCUUUAAACUUUUUGUAAAAAUCAGCCUUGCAAUACUCAGUCAUUUCUAUAUUGUAAAGGGGAAUCGUAAAGAGGCAGCAAGAAUAGCUGCUGAGUUUUAUGGAAUUCCUCAAGGACAAGGCUCUUGGGCAGAUCGCUCACCACUGCAUGAAGCAGCAAGCCAAGGGCGCCUUCUUUCUCUCAAAACUUUAAUUGCACAGGGAUACAAUGUAGAUGCUUUGACCAUUGAUCAAGUGACCCCAUUGCAUGAGGCAUGCCUUGGAGAUCACGUAGGAUGUGCUAGGAUACUUCUUGAAGCCGGAGCAAAUGUGAAUGCCACAACAAUUGAUGGGAUAACAUCCUUAUUCAAUGCCUGUUCAAGAGGAAGUGCAUCUUGUGUACAACUUCUGUUGGAAUAUGGUGCGAAAAUUCAGUGGGAGACAUGUCUCUUUUCCCCAACUCAUGAAGCAGCCAGCAGAGGUCACAGUGAUUGUCUAGAACUGCUGAUUUCUUGGGGCAUAGAAGUUGAUCAAGAAGUUCCUCACCUAGGAACACCUCUAUAUGUGGCUUGUUUUUCACAGCAGAAACAAUGUGUUCACAAACUUCUGCAUUCAGGUGCAAAUGUACAAAAAGGAAAGUUUUUGGAAACUCCACUGCAUGCAGCUGCAAGGCUAUCUAAUACAGAAAUAAUAAACAUGCUUCUUGAGUUUGGAGCGGACAUAAAUGCCAAAAAUACAGAGUUUGAACGACCAGUAGAUGUCGCUGUUUCAAGCAGCUUGGGGGAAAAAAUACUGCUACUGCAUGAAGUGACGCCGUGUUCCCUUUGCCAGCUGUGCCGACUACGAAUCCGAAAUUAUAUAGGAAGGUCUAGAUUGCAUCUUGUACCACAACUUCAGCUGCCAAAAAUCUUGAAAAACUUCUUACAGUACCGAUAAAAUAGUGAUUAGUUCUUCAAAACCUGAAGAAGUAUUUUACAAUAUGCGUCACAUGAAGAAUUGAUAGGAUAGGGGACAGCCUAAACAAACACACCUGCACAUUAAAAUCAUGCUGCAAUGUAAUUUGGGAUUCCUUGAAGUACUGCUAUAAUUAAAUAUAAAAUGUACUCAUAUUUUAUAGAGCUGCACGAAUCCUUUGAAAAAGGUGUUCUGGAAGGCAAGGGAAUAUGUACAAAGACCCUCUUUUUGAAUUAUUAAAGCAACCAGAUGUUUAGCAAGAAGCUGCACCCAGCUAUUUCCACUGAUGAGGUGGCUGUACAUGCACAUGUAUGCAGACAGAGCCAGGAGCAACUUUUCAUGCAGCUACCUUAGAAAAAGAUGGGCUUUGUACACUCCUCCACAUGUUCCAAAGCAUCUCUUUUGAAGGACUUACACAGCCCUAACAUUCUGAAAGUGUGCUAUAUUUUACAAUGUAGUGUUUACUGAUUAAUCACACCAUUUAAAUUUUACUUUUGUUCAGUCUUUCUGGGAGACUGUACUUUGCACUGCGAAUGGUAAAUUCUUGCAGGAAUUCUGAUCUCUUUUCUUCAGCGCAGCAUUUUCUUAAAACUACUGGAGAAAGAGAACUGGGAUUUCACAUAAAUUAAUGCUUCCAAUCCUUUCAUAUUUAUUCUCUGCAUAAAAUUCCACAACCUGCAAUCAGAGUCACAAGGAGCUUCCCAAGGUUUGGAUGUAGUUCCAGACUAAGUUUUUUCCAAAAUGCAACUGAAAAGGGAGGCUAUCAAGCACAAUAGGUUCAGGAGAUGAUCAUAUGAAUUUCAUUUAAUAAUUUAAUUGCAAUUAAAGAUAAAUUUAAAUUAAAUAAUCUAAUUCAGUUUUUGUCCUAGGUGUGCCCAUUUUAUACUAUAUACCCUCCAGUAUGACAUUUGGCCUAAAAAAGAUUGUUACUCCUAUUCUGUAAGAAUUAGCUUAGCUGGAAAAGAUUCAGCUCACUUGCAUUUGUAAACCAAGAACAUCCAGCCAUAAGUAAUAGCUUUAUCUAUUUAAAUACUGGUGCUCCCGCAGAAGCUAUUUUAUUCUAUGUUCCUACUGCUGUUGAAAGAAUGGGAUAUUAACUGCCUUUUAGUGGAUUCUUGGUUUUUUAAGAACUAGAAUUGAAAGAUCCCACCGUUUAUUUCUCUCUUCAAAAAUUUUAUGAAAUGCUAUGUAAGUAACUGUGUAGCUAGAAGGGAUACAGGAGAAUGUUUUGAAAGUCUAGAUCUUGUAAGUUUUGCAUAAAAUCCAUUGUUUAGUUUAAUUAUUGUUUCACUGUUACAUUCUGAGUAAAGAUGAAUGUGUGUGUCCGUGUGUGUGUGUUAAGAUGUUAAGUACAUAUUCUUUCUCUCUAUCUCUAAAACUGAUAUACAUAUAUAAAACUUGAAAGACAGUUAAACAAAUAAGUGUCAUAUUUUUUUUCAUACAUCUCCUGCUUACGUACUUUAUGAAGACCUGCUAUUGUGAAUUUACUUGUUUUUGUGUGGUCAACCACCCUCUAACUGUCCUGGCACCACCCAGGAAAUUUCAGGACAAAGCAGGGACUUAAUCAUUCCUGCUUCAACCACUACAUAAGAGCACCAUAAAUGUUUGCAUAGGUGAUUAUUUUUCUUCAAAAUGCACAGAAAUUACAGAUGAGUACUUAUAAGAAUAAAAGAUUAAAU